CUCCGCGUGUGUCCCCGUCUUCCCAGGAAAACCAGGUGGUCCGCGUCUCUUUCUCCAACCUCUUUAAGGAGUUCAAAGCCACGGCCACCUGGCUGCAGUUCCCCUUCAUCUGCGGAGCGGCCAAGGCUUCGGCGUGCGACCGCACGGCCAGGCGCGGUGAGGAGCGUCUCGCGGGAGCAGCCCCCGCCGACGCGCGCUGGACCUGCCUGGUGCUCGACCUUCGCUCCGUCCUCUCCCUCUACCUCAACCGCCGCUACAGCCACCUGAAGAGCAUCAAGCUCUGCUCCAACCUGCUGGUGAAAAACCUCUGCACGAGCGACUUGGUGUUCGACCCAGGUGUGACCUUCUCCGAAGCCCGGCAAACCGACCUGGCCCGCCGCGGGGUCGCUCCCAUGCCGCGGGAAAUGGCUUUCCCUGUGCCGAAGGGAGAGAAUUGGCACGACCUCUACGACUACAUCAGGUUCCCAUCCGAGGGGUCGAAGCUGCCGUACGACUUCAUCCAGAAGAGCUGCUCGGGUCCUGCGGCAGGUGGCCAAGUCUCGGAGGACCCCGUCUGCCAGCUGCCCCAGCCGGUGAUGCUCACCAAAGCCGUACGUGAUCGACUGUCCCUCAUCCAUCAGAUAACCAGUCCCAAAGCUAUGCCGCGUCGGUGUCCUGUAAUGACAAAAAACAUCCCUGAGGUUCACCUGACAGCCCCAGGGCCUCCGAGAGCCGUGCCUGCUGCAGACCAGGAGCUGGAGAAGAAUCAGAGACCACGUAGCACGGGGGACGCGGGGCGGUCACUGGCAGUCGGGGAUGGUAGCAUCCAUGUGUACGCUCACCGGAGGAGCGAACAAACCAUCCGAGCCAUCCACAGCGGCUCAGAGGAGAGCGUGUACGGGAAGGGCCCUGGACCAGGCGUGCCGUCCGGCAGGAGAGCCUCUGCCCGCAGGACGCUCUUACCAGAUCCCAUCCUGAAGCUGAGAAUGAUUAUUGGCUUUGGAGGCUGCAGCACCAAGUGGGCGCUGUGGACUCGAGACAACGCUGCGGUGGUCUACCCCUGCCACGCCGUUAUAGUGACCCUGCAGAUCCAGACCGGAGAGCAGAGGUUCUUCAUUGGACACACAGAUAAGGUGUCGGCGCUGGCCUUCAACGGGAGCAGCACCUUGCUGGCUUCCGCGCAGGCUGGCCCCCUGAGCCUGGUGCGUCUCUGGGACUUCCCGACGGGCAGCUGCCUCUCGGUGUUUAAAACCCACGUCCGCUCCCUCUUGUCCCUGAGCUUUUCCUACAGCGGAGCCGUUCUGUGUGGCGUCGGAAAGGACGGGCAUGGCAAAACGAUGGUGGUGGUGUGGAACGCUGCUCAAGUGACCCGUGGCGGAGAGGUGGCCGUGCUGGCCAAAGCGCACACGGAUGUGGACAUCCAGGCCUUGAAGAUUGCUUUUUUUGAUGAUACCAGGAUGGUGUCGUGCGGCCGGGACAACGUCAGGCUGUGGCGAGUGCGGAGCGGAGCGUUGCGUUCAUGUCCUGUCAAUCUGGGCGAGUACCAUUCCCUGGAGUUCACCGACCUGGCCUUCGAGGAGGGACACGUGGCCGAGCGGGAGCCAGAGGACCGCACGCUCUUUGUCUGCAGCAAGAGCGGCCACGUCUUGGAGGUGGACUACAAGAACGUCUGCAUGAGGAGCGUGCGGCGGCUCCUGCCCGCACAGCCCCGGGGCUGCCAGCGGCAGGAGAAGGCAGGCAGCAGCGCAGGCCCUGGGAUCGCUAUAAACAGUAUUAGCGUCUCCUCAACCUUCUGUGCCACGGGUUCGGAAGACGGCUACCUGCGGCUGUGGCCGCUGGACUUCUCAGCCGUUGUCUUAGAGGCAGAGCACGAGGCUCCGGUGAGUUCUGUCUGCAUCAGCCCGGACAGCCGCAAGGUCUUGUGCACGACGGCUGCUGGGAAUCUGGGCUACCUGGAUAUCGAGUCCCGGGACUAUAACACCCUCAUGCGCUCUCACGAGGACUCCGUUUUGGCGUUCUCGGUGGAGGGGAUUUGGAAGCAGAUGGCAACGGUGUCUCGGGACAGUACCAUCCGAGUCUGGGACCUCGUCUCCAUGCAGCAGCUGUAUGACUUCACAGCUGCAGAUGAAAUGCCGUGCGCUGUGGCCUUUCACCCGACCCAGCAGAUCCUGGCCUGUGGCUUUGACAGCGGGAUGGUGCGGACCUUCAGCUUGGCUGCCUCCGAUCUGCUGGUGGAGCACAAGCAGCACCGCACUGUGAUCACUGGACUGACCUUCUCUCCGGAUGGCAAUUUCAUGUUCAGCUCCUGUUUGCAGGGAACUCUGGCUCUUUACAGCUCUAUGGCGCAGAAAAGCCACGUCCUGAGAGUCCUGGGUAACGUGGUGGCCCGGGAUGCUGGGAGCGGUCCAGAUGCUUUGGUGGUCAGUGGGGACAGCCGUCUCUUGGCCUUCGUGGGUCCCUCCAAGUACGUUGUGACCGUGAUGGAGGCCUGCUCUCUAGAUGAGCUGCUGAGGGUGGACAUUAGCAUCCUCGAUUUGAACAGCACGGCCUUGGACUCUGCAGUGAGAGUCUGCUUUGCUCCGGCGCCUCAAGGCGAGCUCCUGGUGUCCACUUCUUCCAAUAAAAUCCUUGUGCUCGAUGCAAAAACGGGACGACUGGUGCGAGAGGUGUCUCCCGUGCACAAGCUGUCCUGUUCUUCCUUGGCGCUGAGCAAGGAUGGCAGGUACCUGCUCACUGCUGGCGACAAAGUUAUCAAAGUGUGGGACUACCGGAUGCGCUUCGAUAUCAACUUCCAGGUUUACAUCGGCCACUCGGAGCCAGUGUGCCAGGUGGCCUUCACCCCAGACCAACGGCACGUCCUCAGCGUUGGAGAUGCCAUCUUCCUCUGGGAUUUCCUGGCUUUGCCUGCGGAAAUGUCACCCUCAGCCAGGGCUCGUUCCUCCGAGGCCACUCCGCUGCCGGGGGCGGGUAUUUUCUCCGAGUCGGACAAAGAGGAGGAAGCAGGUCUGCCAGGCAGCAGCAGGAUGGUGGCAAACGGAGACAAAGACGCCUCGGUCCCUGUGGUGGAGUCGGUCGGGUACGAGGAGCUUGUUGUUGUAAGGCCCAAAAGUUUCUCAUCUCCUCCGGCUGGCAGCGAGGUCUUGAAGCUGAAAGCAGUGAUCGGCUACAAUGGAAACGGCAGAGGGAAUAUGGUGUGGAACCCGGACACAGGCUUCUUCGCCUACACCUGUGGCUGCGUCAUCGUGGUUGAAGACCUGCACUCGGGAUUGCAGAAUCACUGGCUUGGCCACGCAGAGGAGAUCUCUACGCUUGCCCUCAGCCACGAUGCCCAGGUUCUUGCCUCUGCCUCAGGAAAGAGGAACGGAGACUCCCAUUGUCAGAUCUGCAUCUGGAACAUCCAGGAUGGGGUUUGCACGGCAAAUCUCUUCCAUCACGAGACCCAAGUACAAGCCAUGGCAUUCUCUCGGGAUGAUAGAUUCCUUGUUACUCUAGGGGACUACAGUGAUCAAACCAUUGCUCUGUGGAAUACCUACACGUACGAACUCAUGUCAUCGACUUGUAUCUUGGAGCCAGUCCAUGACGUGGCUUUUAGUCCUCGUUCUCACAGAGAACUGGCCUGUGUGGGGAAAGGAGGCGUGACGUUUUGGCUGUUGGAGCAGCAGGGAGCGGAUGUCAACCUCAAGGUUCAUCAGGCCCCUGCCCCGGACGUGUUAGGGCCGGUGGAGCUGACCUCUAUCUGUUACGGUGCUGACGCGCUUCUUUAUAGUGGGACCAACUCAGGCCAGAUCUGCGUGUGGGACACCGAGACUAAUUGCUGCUUCAUGACGUGGGAGGCCGACGAGGGCGAGAUUG
Molecule: messenger RNA, 3831 nt
Organism: Balearica regulorum gibbericeps (East African grey crowned-crane)
Lineage: Eukaryota; Metazoa; Chordata; Aves; Gruiformes; Gruidae
Source: RefSeq, a predicted model, not a curated record